GGGCGGACCAAGGCAGGCACCGUCCCACACUCCAGCUCCCAGGACUCCGACCCGGAACUAGCCCUGACUCCCUUGGGAAGGCUGCAGCGCCUGGCCACGAGUGGGAACUUUCUGGACAGUAACUGUGAGGCACCGGGACCAGGUGGCAGACAGGGACACCUGUCUAGGGGCCCCAGAGUAGGUACUCCCUGGGAAGGAGGUGUUGCGUUGCGUUGAAAAGCACAGCCACGGCUGUCUGAAGCAUGGCGCCCCCGCGGAACGUGGUGAAGAUUGCCGUCCAGAUGCGUGAUGCCAUCCCGCAGCUCAUCCAGCUGGACCAGGCAAAGCCCCUGGCUGCUGUGUUGAAGGAGGUGUGCGAUGCGUGGAGCCUGACUCACUCCCAUCGCUACGCCCUGCAGUUUGCUGACGGGCACAGGAGAUACAUUACCGAAAAUAACCGCGGAGAGAUCAAGAAUGGCAGCAUCCUGUGCCUCAGCACUGCCCCAGACCUUGAAGCCGAGCAGUUGUUGAGUGGGCUGCAGAGUACAAGUUGUGAAGUUCGCCGAGAAGCCCUGAGGCACCUCGUCCUGUUGGCCUCAGAUAUGACUUUUGCCCAGGAGGUCAUCAGCCGUGAUGGUCUUCAGAGACUGGGCACAAUCAUUGAGGAUGGGGAUGACCUAGGGGAGGUGCUGGCCCUUGGGCUGAGGGCCUUCUUGGAGCUCAUGGAGCAUGGUGUAGUAUCCUGGGAGACACUCAGCAUCCCCUUUGUCAGAAAGGUGGUGUGCUAUGUGAACAUGAACCUGAUGGAUGCCUCUGUGCAGCCCCUGGCCCUCCGGCUGCUGGAGAGUGUGACUUUGAGCAGCCCUGCCCUAGGCCAACUGAUCAAGAGUGAAGUGCCACUGGAUAGGCUGCUGGUGCAUCUGCAGGUAAUGAAUCAACAGCUGCAAACCAAGGCCAUGGCAUUAUUGACAGCUUUGCUGCAGGGGGCCAACCAUGCAGAACGUAAGCACAUGCUAGACUACCUCUGGCAAAGGAACUUUCGUCAGUUCAUCUACAAGAACAUCAUCCAUAGUGCAGCACCACUGGGUGAUGAGAUGGCCCAUCACCUGUAUGUGCUGCAGGCCCUUACACUGGGGCUUUUGGAGCCACGCAUGCGGACACCAGUUGACCCCUAUAGCCAGUUUGUGUUGGAGAACAGCAGCCGAGAAGACAAGCAUGAGUGCCCCUUUGCCCGGAGCAGCAUCCAGCUGACUUUGCUCCUGUGCGAGUUGCUCCACGUUGGGGAGCCUUGCUCUGAGACAGCCCAAGACUUCUCACCCAUGUUCUUCGGCCAAGACCAGAGUUUCCAUGAGCUCUUCUGUGUGGCCAUCCAGCUGUUGAAUAAGACAUGGAAGGAGAUGCGAGCCACACAGGAGGAUUUUGACAAGGUCAUGCAGGUGGUACGGGAGCAACUGGCCCGAACACUGGCCCUGAAGCCCACCUCCUUGGAGCUCUUCCGGACCAAGGUUAAUGCACUCACCUAUGGGGAGGUGCUGCGGCUGCGGCAGACAGAACGGUUGCACCAGGAGGGCACACUGGCUCCUCCCAUACUGGAGCUGCGGGAGAAGCUGAAGCCAGAGCUCCUGGGACUAAUCCGCCAACAGCGUUUGCUCCGCCUCUGUGAAGGGACACUUUUCCACAAGAUCAGCAGCCGGAGACGCCAGGACAAGCUAUGGUUCUGCUGCCUGUCCCCCAACCACAAGGUGCUUCAGUAUGGUGAUGUAGAAGAAAGCACUGGCGUACCCACCCCAGAGAGCCUGCCUGAGCAGCUCCCUGUGGCCGACAUCAGGGCACUCCUGACAGGGAAGGACUGCCCACAUGUCCGGGAAAAGGGCUCUGGGAAGCAGAACAAGGACCUCUAUGAGUUGGCUUUCUCCAUCAGCUAUGACCGUGGUGAAGAAGAGGCAUACCUCAACUUCAUUGCCCCCUCCAAACGGGAUUUCUACUUAUGGACAGAUGGGCUGAGUGCCCUGCUAGGCAGUCCUAUGGGCAGCGAGCAGACCCGGCUGGAUCUAGAGCAGCUGUUGACCAUGGAGACCAAACUGCGGCUGUUGGAGCUGGAGAAUGUGCCCAUCCCUGACCAGCCACCACCUGUGCCCCCGCCCCCCACCAACUUCAACUUCUGCUAUGAUUGCACUAUUGCAGAACCUUGACUGUGAGUUUGGCCAAGGCUACCGCUGCUGCUAUAGCAACUGCAAAGGGUGGAAGGUAGAGAAGUACAGGCACCCUGAUCAGCAAAGACUGCAGCAGUAAUAAAGUCUGCUUGGUUCUUCAGAUACUGUGUCAAGCCAGCUCUGAACCUUGUGGGCCAAUCCCGUGACAGAUGGGGACAGGCAUCCCUUUCUGUCUUCAGACUUAGCUAGUGAAUAAGAUAUCAGUGGGUCCACAAACUUGGUAGCUACUUUGGGGCACUGGUGUUCUGAGGAAAGUAGGGCCAGGCUGAGACUGUUGACCUUCUCUGAGAUGAGUCAUCAGCCUCUUUCAGCGCUGGUCCUAGAGAGGGAGAGAUGAACUAUGGUCUCUGGGCAUCAGAUUGGGGAGAAGUAGCAGGGUAGGAGGCAAUGCCCACAUCGAUGCCUUCCUGGUUAUCCCCCAUAGUCUGGAAGCCAUGCCUUCAGAAGGCUCCUGACAGUGUGACUUUAGUCCUUAAUCUUUCUUGGCAGUGUUCUGUGUCCUCUGUGGGACU
Messenger RNA from Octodon degus (degu), 2704 nucleotides. It is a transcript of the gene Elmo3, whose product is annotated as engulfment and cell motility 3. The transcript has 18 exons. Gene Ontology annotation, biological process: actin filament organization; cell motility. The record is from RefSeq and is a predicted model, not a curated record. NCBI's taxonomy places the organism in Eukaryota, Metazoa, Chordata, Mammalia, Rodentia, Octodontidae. Bases 243 to 2171 code for a protein of 642 amino acids.